Ctenocephalides felis (cat flea) is the source of this 6980-nucleotide messenger RNA. Its product is annotated as WD repeat-containing protein 81-like. The record is from RefSeq and is a predicted model, not a curated record. The coding region runs from base 118 to 6465 and encodes 2115 amino acids. NCBI's taxonomy places the organism in Eukaryota, Metazoa, Arthropoda, Insecta, Siphonaptera, Pulicidae. Gene Ontology annotation, cellular component: mitochondrion. Gene Ontology annotation, biological process: aggrephagy. Gene Ontology annotation, molecular function: protein binding; phosphatidylinositol 3-kinase regulator activity. The transcript has 25 exons.
UAGAGUAAACAAUUAAAAUUAUGUAGCACAGUAAAGUACACUUAAAGUUUUAUUUGGCUGAAAAUAUUUUUGGCACGAUAUUGCACAAUUAUUAUAAUAUUACCAUAGUUGUUAAAAAUGAAUGUAGAAAAUAUCAGCCAAGAACUCGGAGUGCACCAAAACCAAAUAAAAUUAAUUAAAGCAGAUAAAUUAUUAUGCUUAGUUCACAAAUCAUGGAUUAAAUCUUUAGCUAAUAAUGAAUUAAUAGACAACCAAAUUUAUACUGGAGUUUCCAACUGGAAGGAUGAUGAUAUUAAAUUUGAAAGUUGGGCCAGAGUUUAUAUAAAGGUAUUUUUAAAGCAACCAAGUCAAGUGAUACCAUUACCCCGAUGCAAUGUGAUUAAUGCCAAUACUUGCCAAGAGCCUCCAUUGUCUUAUUGUCAACUUCUUCAUUAUGUUUCACAAAGUAAUCACAAAAAUCUAUGGAAGGCUGCCCACAAAAGAUACAAUAAUCAAUAUUCUUUCGGACAUAAAGAAAGUUUAUUAUUUCACCCUGUACCUUAUGACAAUAUCCUGAAAGAAGUCAUUACUAGAACUUAUGGCUGUCAUAUUAUUACUAAAGAUAAUGCAAAUUCUGGAGAAGUUGAUCAAUCCCAAUAUGUUAAAAUGUUUGAAACAAACAUCAAUCUAUACCCAGUAUUAUGUGGUAUUGAAACAAAAUCAUUUAUAUUUCUUGUUCAUAAUUCUUACAUUGAACAUAAUUUACAAGACUGUGUUACAUAUAGUCCCUCAAUUUUGGGAUCAUGUUAUAACAAAUCAUUAUUUAUUAUUUAUCAAUUGGUGAGUGUUCUGAAAUCAAUGCAUGAUAAAGGACUAGUUUUAGGAGAUAUAUUAUUAGAAGAUAUAUAUUUAGAUGAAAACUUAUGGAUCCAAGUAAUACCAAAAUUAGAUGAUAACUUAAAUGAAAUUCUUCACAAAAUUGAUCAAUUAUCUGAACCGAAAAAAGAUGCAAAUUUCUACAAAAGCAACUGUGUGUGCUCAAAUUGUUUGAAAUCUAUAACAAAAAAGUGGUGCAAUGGACAAAUUAGUAACUUUGAUUAUUUAACUGUAUUAAAUGUACUGGCUGGCCGACGGAAAGGUGAGCCUGGUAAUCAUCAUGUAAUGCCUUGGGUAACAGACUUCUCAUCAAAAUCGGGAAGUAACUGGAGAGACUUAACAAAAUCUAAAUAUAGGCUUAAUAAAGGUGAUCAUCAGUUAGAUCUUACAUAUUCUCAGUCAACUACAAAAUCAGAUGAUGUACCGCAGAUACCACAUCAUAUUUCAGAUGUGUUAUCUGAUAUUACUUACUAUGUAUAUAUGGCACGAAGAACAAAUCGUUCAGUAUUAACAAAACAUGUCAGGCCACUCUGGGUUCCUGCUGAAUAUCCCAACUCUAUACAAAGGCUACAACAAUGGUCUCCCGAAGAAUGCAUUCCAGAAUUUUAUUCAGAUCCUACUGUUUUCAAAACAAUUCAUGAAGACUUACCUGAUCUGGCUUUGCCUGCUUGGGCCACUUGUGCUGAAGAUUUCAUUGCAAGACAUCGGGAGGCCUUAGAAAGCCAAUAUGUAUCUGAAAGAUUACAUCAUUGGAUUGAUUUAACAUUUGGAUACAAACUAGCAGGACAAGCUGCAAUAAAAGCAAAAAAUGUUUGUCUGAUGUCAUGUGAAAAUAACUACUUUCUUAGUAAAAAUGGUGUUGUGCAAUUAUUUGAUUACCCUCAUCCCGCCAAAUUUAUUUCUGGACCGUUUAAUGGAAAACUUCCACCUAGGAUGUACACAAAUGCAGAUAGAAGGCAUUUAGUCCCUCCAAGGCUAACUCGCAGUUCAGAAGAUCUGACCUCAUGUUGCCGGGAACAAGAUAUUUGCUCACAAAACAGAAUGCAUAAUAGCCCAUCGCAGUCAUCUCAAAAAUCUCUAUCAUCUCAAUGUUCCGAUGAAAGAAGCAAUUAUAAUACAUAUCCUAAAUCAACAACUAUUUUAUAUCUGCCUAAAGAAUACAAUCCUGUUUCACAACUCAUUGCUUUGGAAAAUCUAGAAACUUUUACUUCAAAAGUAUUAUUAAAUGAUAAUGAUAUAAGUGUUGAAUGCAACAAGGAAGAACAUGCAAAGAUGACAAUGGAGAUAGACAAUGGUUCAAAUUAUUCAAAACCUUGUAAUAACACUGAAAAAACUCAGCACGAAUCAAAACCAAACUACAAGCAGAUAGUUGCAGGGAGACGUUUGCGGGAGAUGCAAAUAUUGGGUUGUUUAAUUGUCGAGAUGUUUCAUGCUAAGCGUUUACGCCCAUUUGGUACUACAUCCAACUUUGAUAGUAGGCUACGAAAUUGUAUAUCAAUACUGUAUUCAGAUGCUGGGCUUCCUUCUUCUGUAGCUGGUGCUGUGAAAUUAUUAUUACAAUUGGAUAACUUGGAUAAUUCUGGCCUUUCUGGGUUUAAGUAUCCAACUGUUACUGAGAAAGGGUUACCUCCGCCAUCAGCUCAUCAAUUGCUGCAGCCUUUGUUGGGAGGUGCAGCGUUUCCAUUUCCACGUAGCUACCCAGCUCUGCAUGGAAUGCUCAGUGCACUCAUAGAAUUUGAUAGGUCAUUGUCUUAUUUAGAAAUAAUGUGCUUUUCUAGAUGCGACGGACAGGAUUGUGAUAAGUUUGAGAACAUGAAGUAUACUAGACAGAGUUUUGUGAAGAAGAUUUCAGAAUGCAAGGUAAAAACAGUUGCUGCUAAAAUUGAGUGGUUGUUGGAUAUAAGUGCUUUUGAACAGUUUAACAAUGUGGAUUUACUCUUACCAUUUUUCAAAGAUUUACUUCAUAAUCCAGACACUGCCACAUUAUCUGCAUGGUAUUUGUUUGAUCCAAUUGCGAAAUCUUUAGGAGUACAAGAUACUAUAGAUCAACUUCUGGAUCCAAUUCUGAAAUUGUAUGAACAGCAUGACUGGGAAGAAGAAAAGAAUUUAUCAUCUGUCUAUCGCACAAAAAAAUCAGUGAAACUGUAUCACCAUAGCUUUUUAUUGAAAUUAAUAGUUAGAUUUGGCCUUAAAUGUUUUUUGGAUAACUUUUCUACACGUUUGAUUGAAGCAGUUGGUGGAUGUAGGGACAUAGAGCAAGAAGAAUAUACUUCAAAACAUAUUCAUCGCAAGAGUUCUGUCAAAAAAACUUUAAGACCAAUGGAAUCUAUAAAUAAACCUGUAGAAAAAUAUAUUGAUGAGCAAGACUUAUUUACCUUUGAUGAGGAUAAACAUCAGAAAUUUAUUCAAGAUUCAGAAUCUGAGAGUGUUUUAGAUUUACGUCUAAAUCAUUCUCAAGCAGAGGAAGCCACAGAAGAAAAUGACAAUGGAGCUGAUUUUCUGGAUGAUAAAUUCAAGCAAGAGCAUUUUGGAGAUUUUAAAAAUCUUCAUGAAGAAUUGUCUGAAGAACGCGGCAACAAUGCUACCGACAUUACUUUAAUUAUCACAGAGAGCAUUAGUGAAGCCAUAGCAGAUGAGAAGAAAAUUGAUAAUGAAAAGUUGAAAAGCGAAGAGACUGAAUCUGGUUUUAAAAGAACUAGAUCCAGAAAAUCACGAUCAAGUGGUUCAAAUCGUAAUUCUAGAAUUUCUGAUAUGAGCUCAGAUAGUUUAAUCUGGCUGGCGCAUAGACUUGGACCUGUUCUGACUGCUAGAUACCUUAGUAGAAACCUGUUGAAAAUGCUCUCUUUGUGCUAUCUUGGAGAGGAAUCUUUAGUUCAAAAAUCACACGAUUUAGAUUCAACACCUAAAGAUAGAUCAUGCUGUAGGCAUGACGUUUCUCAUGAUAAAAAAUGUUUGUGCGACAAGGCAGAUAUUGAAAUUGCAGGAGAUGAGUAUGCACAAAGAGUUAUGGAUUGUCUACUUUCUAUCGCUGUCCUUUAUGGUCCUCAUUUCAUAUGUGUACAGUAUUUGCCACAUGCGGCGGAACUGGUUUCACUAUGCAGACGCAGCAAGUUGACUCCUAGCCUGCAGGCUGGAUUAAUUGCCAGUCUCCAGUUAGCCAGAUGUUCCUUGCCUUAUCUGAGUGAUAGGACGGUUAUGGACUUACUUCAGGAUGUGCUACUGAAAUCAAUAAUACUACCAUCAAUAAGAGUUUUAUCAUCAAUAAAGAACGCAUUUCCAGGGGGGCAUGUGGCCCGUCGAGCUUUAGCCGGAAAAUGUUUGCGAUCCAUUUUUUCUUUGGCGGAACGAAUUGGACCAGAAAUGACUAGAGAGCAUGUUUGUGUACCUGGUCUGCAGAGGUAUUUUAUGAUAUUCAACAAAACUUUUGAUAAUUCACAAAGUUCAAAGAAUACUCCAUCAAGAGAUAAUUCUACUACUGAUGCUUCAGAAGGAGCUGAUGAUCCUGAGCAAGAUAUUAAUUUUGAACAAAUUUCACAGAUCGAGCAGGAAAGAUCCAAUGAGAGUGAUGCACAAUCCAAGGCUAUAGCUGAGAUUUGCAAAGUAUUUGACCAGUCUUUAGCACUUCAAUCUUACUCACCAUUUUUGCGUUUGCUUGGCGAAUCAACAAUGGAACGCUGCCUUUCAAAUCAUCUACUGAUAAGAAAGCUUUGUCAACAAGAAUACGAGGAUACCAAAUCUUCUCUUGGAGAUUAUCGUUGGAACACAGAGCAAACAGAUGCUCCAACACUAAAAAUUAAUAUACCUCACAGACAAGAAAUGCGUUGGAGCGGCAGCUCUGCUGAUGCUAGCGGGGAUUACAAAGAACAUGGUGGUCCUGGAGGACGAAAAAGGGACGAUGACAUUCCUCUUAGACGUGAUGACGUUACCGCUUCUUCUCCGAGCCUUUCUCUCAAUUCGGCGUCGAACAAGAUGAUGAUCCUGAGCAAGAUAUUCGUUGAACGAUUUCAACAGAUCGAGCAGGAAAGAUCCAAUGAGAGUGAUGCACAAUCCAAGGCUAUAGCUGAGAUUUGCAAAGUAUUUGACCAGUCUUUAGCACUUCAAUCUUACUCACCAUUUUUGCGUUUGCUUGGCGAAUCAACAAUGGAACGCUGUCUUUCAAAUCAUCUACUGAUAAGAAAGCUUUGCCAACAAGAAUACGAGGAUACUAAAUCUUCUCUUGGAGAUUAUCGUUGGAACACAGAGCAAACAGAUGCUCCAACACUAAAAAUUAAUAUACCCCAAAGGCAAGAAAUGCGUUGGAGCGGCAGCUCGGCUGAUGCUAGCGGGGGGUCAGGCAGUUUUGGAAACAGCGUAGCUGUGAUUGGCAAUCGUAUUGAUGUAGACCUAAAUUCAACAAGUGAAAUUACGGCUAGUGGAGAUGCAUCUUUUUGCAGCAAUGACGCUAUUAGUGGUCCUGCGCCAAAUUGUGCUUCAACAAAUUUAUCUCGAAAUCUUACAGCAAGCAGUGUUACAUCCAGGCAUUUGAAGGGCAACUGGCUGGCAUACUGGGAGCAUGAAAUUGGACGACCAGAUAAAGAUUCUAGUUUCAACAUCAAACAAAUAAAAUUACAAACAUUCUGCGGUCAUACAAAUGCUGUUAAAUCUCUGGUAGUUUUGGACAAUGAAAACAGUUUUGCUUCUGCGUCAAAAGAUAAAACUGUGCGUCUAUGGUCCUUAAGGAGCGAGGGCGAUGGUGGCGUUUCCAGUUCACCGCGAUGGCUUUAUUCUGCACAUCGAAAACCAUUGACAUCUCUAGUAUGGUCUGAUUAUUCUCGGGUCAUGUGCUCAUGCGACUCCGGCGGUGCUCUUCAUAUAUGGGAUCCCUAUGUUGGCAAAUCACUCACAAUACUCAAUGGAACGAAUGUGAAUGUACUCAAAGCUUUACCGUCUUCAAGUAACUUGCUUUUAGCGGGUACAACCGAAUCGACGGUGAAGAUCGUUGAUAUCCGUGCUAAAGGCUUUGCCCAAGAAUGGAAGACAGGUGUACAAGGAUCUUGUCCUGUUAGAGCAUUGGCGGUAUCUUCUUGCUCGGGCAAUAAUUGGAGCCAUGUAGUUGCAGGAUUAGCUUCAGGCCACGUUUCCGUACUGGAUCAUCAUGGUGCUCUGAUAUUACCACCUUGGCGCGCUCAUGAUGGAGAGAUGCUGCAAGCAACAGAAAUUUCUCGUGAUGUGGUCGUCACUAGUGGAUUAGAUCAUUCUGUAGUAGCAUGGUCUGUUAGUGAUGGUAGACCAACUAGAUAUCUGAGAGGCCACACAGAACCUGCUCAUUUGCUUGCUCCGAUUGGAAUGAGCGGUCGCGUCGUUUCAGGAACAACUGCCAACCGCCUGGCAGUUCAUUCUGCUUAUUUGGCAGCAUCAGACUCAGCCAACAUUUCAUCUGUUAUGGCUUCUGAUGAAUUGUCAAAUGUUGGCGGAUGUGGCGAUGCAAAUUCGAGUGAUGGGCAACCCAUGGCAGUUCAUCGUCUCAGAUCGGAAGCAUUUAAGGGCGCGCUAACCUCAUUGGUAACAUUACCUUUGAACAGAUUGCUCUUGCUUGGAAGUGAUAGCGGAAAUAUUACUCUCAUAUGCUAAGUACUGAUUAGAAUGGAGAUUCACAGUUUUAUGAUUAGUAUUUAAAUGAUAUCAAAGAUACAUUCCAAAUAUAAGAACAAAUAGAAUUAGCUGUUCAUCAAUUUAAAUGAUUGCAAUUAUAUACUCAUUCUCGAAUAAGUAAUUGAUUUUGUAUUUUGAAUGACAUUUGAUCAAAGUUCAAAUUUUAGGCAAGUUCUAAUUUUUAUAGAAAAAUCGGUCUGACAAUGUGGAAUCGGUGUGGAAGUAUCUAUACGAUGAUUAAAAUCACAUUCCAGGAUAUUUAUAAACGUGACAAUUGCAAAUUUAUUAUUGAAAAUAACCAAAUAUUAAGGUUUUUGCUUCUGUUAAUUGCCUGUGAAGCAAAAAUUUAUGAUUUUUAAGUGUUCUUUUAGGGCCGUAUUUUGUACUCUUACAAUAAAUUUAUUGUAAGAGUACAAAAUAAUUUUUUAUGUAACAACAUUUGUGCUGAAAUGUGACAGGCCAUAGAGCAGAUGAUUAAAGCGUGAACUUGAAAA